Brassica napus (rape) is the source of this 3301-nucleotide messenger RNA. RefSeq names its product WUSCHEL-related homeobox 2-like. Gene Ontology annotation, biological process: plant organ development. The record is from RefSeq and is a predicted model, not a curated record. Bases 1494 to 2297 code for a protein of 267 amino acids. The transcript has 2 exons. NCBI's taxonomy places the organism in Eukaryota, Viridiplantae, Streptophyta, Magnoliopsida, Brassicales, Brassicaceae. Gene Ontology annotation, molecular function: DNA-binding transcription factor activity; DNA binding.
UCAAGAUUUGAUUUCUGAAUAUCUUCACUUGGUGAAUAUUCUAUAGACUGUUUAAAUAUGAUGAGGCUAGAUACAAUACUUUUUUCUUUUUUGUAAAAAGCUAGAUACAAUACUUGAUAGAGUAAUCUCCAAGUAAAGAUAUUCACAAAUGUAACCUAGAAUGUUCCAAUAAGAGAAUGACGAAAUAAUCUAUAGUUCCAGAAAUGGAAUAUUUCAUCAUCAAGGACAAGAUCUUGCUUAAUCAUUUCACAGUGUUCUUGGUUAAACAUUUCUGUCAUUUAACACAGUUAUUUUAGCCAUAGUCUUUAUUUUAAAAAUCUAAGUGGUCUCAUAAAAUACGUGUACGACUAUGUAUAUAUAUUGUAUAGUGAUAAGACGUAUUUUCAUGUUAUCUGGUAUAAUCGUGUUUUUGUCUUCAUCGAUUUGUUUUUCGAGAUAUUUUAUUACAGACAAUUUAUGAUAAACGUACAAGAAAAAGUAUCAUAAACUAAAUCCGGUGAAAAUGCAUGAUACUUUUCCUUGUACGUAUAUCAUAAACUAACUAUCUGAAAAGAAAAUGACAGAGCCAUAUUUGAAUUCGCCACUGUCCACCUUGAUUAUACUAAGCAAGAUAUGAUCGACAUCGGAUUUGAGAAAUGAGACUGAGACCAAGAGGCAAAGCAACUAAGCCACUAGAAUUUUCUGUUUUGACGGUUUACAAUAUAGGAUCACGGUUUUGUUUCUUUGCCAAAACAUUUUGAAAUAUUUGAAAUUGUUAAGAAAUCGAAGAGCCAAGCGGCUCGACUUCUUAUUGUCGUGUUAUAUAAAUUAUAUCUAUAAAAUGUGAGUACUAUAUAAGACAUGGUGAUAUAUAAUUAUAAUAAGAUAUGUCAAUUUCCGAAGCAAACUAUACAUGUAUAGGCUUCUCAUGACCUACAAAGAACACAAUCCAACCAGCUAUCUUUUGCCGCCCUGUUAUAUUAACGUUCGUAUUUAUCCUUACUGUCUCUUUCAUUUCCAAGACUUAUGGCUCUCCUUCAUUAGUUCAUUAAAACACUUCACAAAAAACAUUCGUAAUCCCCAGAAAAGAAUAAGAAAAAGUUAUUAAAAUCACAUAAUUCAAACAGUUAUGUUCACGUGGAAUAAUAUUUAAUAAUUAUUUGUAAACAAUUUGAGAUAGACUCAUAGACAAGUAUUGUGGUAUCUUUUUCUAUUAGCCGCAGUUUAUAGCAAAUUAAUUAAAUGAUAGUAGUACUUAUUUUUAAUCUUAAGAGUAAUGAUUGAUUUUACAAAAGAAAAACCUGAAUAAAUCCAAAUGUUUUUUUCUUUCUAUUUGUCUUCUCAUAAAGAGUAGCCUCUUUUUUACCAUUUCAGCCGCUCCCUGCCAUGUUUUCAGAGUCUUCAGCACAGAAAACGACACGCAUGUCACUGUCUUUCUCUCUUCAUUUCAUUUGACUCUGUUCCACUUCCUCACUAAAUUGCUAUAUAAAUAUAAGAGUCUCCCCUUGAAUUCCAUGCAUCAAUCAAACCCCAAAAUUCUCAAUUACCUCACAAUGGAAAAGGAAGGGAAGGUAGGAACGGCAAGCAGUUCAAGGUGGAACCCAACGAAAGAACAAAUAACGCUUCUUGAGAAUCUUUACAAGGAAGGGAUACGAACACCAAGCGCCGAUCAGAUACAGCAAAUCACCGGUAGGCUCCGUGUGCACGGACAUAUAGAGGGUAAAAACGUCUUUUACUGGUUCCAGAACCAUAAGGCUAGACAACGCCAAAAGCAGAAACAGGAGCGCAUCGCUUACUUCAAUCGUCUCCUCCACAAAACCUCCCGUUUCUUCCGCCCACCGCUUUGCUCAAACGUGGGUUGUGUUAGUCCGUAUUAUUUACAGCAAGUAGGUGAUCAUCACAAUCAACAUGGGCAUGGAAGUGUAUACAGACACAGUAACAAUGUGAUGAAUCCAAACGGGGGCUACGAUAAGCGCACAAUCACAGAUCAUAAGAAGCAAUUGUCUGACAUAACUACAACCGCAGCUAGACUGUCAAUGUCAUCGAGCUCACUUAGAUUUGACCGAUUUGCCCUUUGUGAUCACGGUUAUAACGGUGAGGACAUUAACGUCAAUUCUAAUGGACCGAAGACGCUUUCCCUUUUUCCUCUUCAGCCUUUGGACGCGGCCAGUGAGGAUGGUGUUGGAAAUUCCAAAAUUUCCCCUGGGCGUGACUCUCCGGUGACUUGUUUCGGUGAUGGCGGCGGACGAGAGCAGCCGUUUAUUGAUUUCUUUUCUGGUGGUUCUAGUAGGUUUGCUAAUGGUGCAAAUGGGUUGUAACAAAGGGUUUAAAUGGGAAUAAACAUUUUCUUUUUUUAUCAUUUUGUCAUUUCAUUUACAAAUGGGUUGAAAAAACAUGAAAAACUAGUUUAGUCCAAUCUGAGUAAUUUUAUUUCACAUUUAAAAUAAAAUUGAAGUACAUAUUAUAUAACAAUAAUGUCGAUCAAAACCAAAACUGUAUUACAAUAAUGUCAAUUAUAACAAAUUAGUCGCAUAUCUGGAUUUUUAUAUUUUAGUUUUUUGUGAUUUUUAUUUCGAGUUGUCUAAAAGAGAAUAAAAGAUAAAUCAUGAAAAGAUAAAGCGCUUCAAAUACAGUAGGAAAUGUGUUUUGUUUAUCCCUGAUUAUCUUGAAAAAGUAAUGAGAGACUUUGGAAAAGUCGAAAUAAACUCUUGUUUGCACAGAAAGUUAUCAGUGAAGAGGAGAUGCUACCAAAAGAAUGACUUUCUAGCCUCCAAAUGAAUCUCCAUAGGAAGGAUGCGCAGAAGUUAAAUGCAGAGACCUUCAAGUUGAUAGCUCAAAUGUGUUAUUGAAGGGAAAGACUGAUCUUGACCUUGAUUGGAUAGUAAGAAAUAGCGAUGGAAUAUUAAUGGAUAGUGUAGUGGAAUUUAAUUUGCAGGUCGUCACAACCACAAGAAAAAAACUGAAUGCUCUGCACUUACGUAUGGGCUUUACAAUCUUGCUUGUCAUUAGGAUAUACGUAUUGUAGAGAUCAAGGGAGAUAAAACAUGGUCAUCAACCAGUACUGUCAUCAACAAUGUUCUCAAUAUGAAAUCCAACAAUAUAAUCUAAAACUAAAAUAUUACAUCUAUACACUAUACUGUUAGGACUUAGGAGUCGGGAAGCCAUGUUCUGGUUGGCUAAAUUAUCACACAUGAAAAGUUCUUGUAACUAGUAUAAAUUAGCUUUUCAAAAAUACAUAUAAAUUAGCUAUGAAUACUGUAAAAUCAUCACCUCAUGAGUUUGGUCCUAGUUGUCCAAACUUUCUUCAAGAGAUUGUAAUUAG